AUGUACACAUGUGGUUCAGAGCUCGUUGUUGAAAGCGUUGCGGACUUGAGAGAUUUGGGAAGUGUUAAACGCGUAAUAAAAACUGCCAUUAUGAGCAAGCAGGUGGAAUUGGCUGAUUUCCUAUCAGAACUCAUCACAAAGGCCUGCAUUUCUAUUCUCCCUCACAAGUCACACUUCAACGUGGACAACGUUCGCGUUUUAAAAAUCCUGGUAAGUACUGAAUCCCUUGUUUUUGUCGGUGAUUUCGCGGAUUUAUUGACCGGAAGAUCCGUAGUUCGAACCCGACCUCUGCCUCCCAACUUCCCCUGUCUAGGCUUGGGUAACUUGACAGUAUCCCAGCCCUCGUGCUUCCUUCCCGUGACAUGGCAGCUAGGCACCAAAAGGGUGCUACAGCUGAACGAUUUCGAUUUUUUUGUAUUCAAGGCUUGGUGGUUUGUUGGGUCUGGAAAUCGCAUAUGUCCCAUCGACAUCAAACACUCUGGUCUUUCGUAUACCUUUCACGUAGAGGCCAGGUGUGAGCUGUUGCGAGCGAUCCGCAGUCGAACAAUUAGAAAGCGAAUGUUCGGUCAUACAACAAGGACAUUAAUAUAA
Molecule: messenger RNA, 591 nt
Organism: Opisthorchis viverrini
Lineage: Eukaryota; Metazoa; Platyhelminthes; Trematoda; Opisthorchiida; Opisthorchiidae
Exons: 2
Coding region: 1-591 (196 amino acids)
Source: RefSeq, a predicted model, not a curated record